AUGGACGCGAUCGAGGUGGACGACGGGAUGCGGCGCCGGAGGAGCAAGUCGCGCGACGGGCUGCUGGGCGGGGGCGGGAGCGGGGCGGAGGAGCGCGCGGGCUUCUUCCGGAGCGUCGCGGGGAAGGGCGCGGCGAGGAAGAGCUACAGUCUGGCGCCGUGCCACCAUCUGUUCCACACUGCGUGCCUUGAGCGUUGGUUGGCGAUCAAGAACAUCUGCCCGCAAUGUCGUCGGCCGUUGCCGCCUCUGUAA
Molecule: messenger RNA, 252 nt
Organism: Epithele typhae
Lineage: Eukaryota; Fungi; Basidiomycota; Agaricomycetes; Polyporales; Epitheliaceae
Exons: 4
Coding region: 1-252 (83 amino acids)
Source: RefSeq, a predicted model, not a curated record